AUGGAAAAUCCUGAAGUGGCUGUGAGCAGCUGCAGUGCUCAUGAUGAUGAAAAUCUUUGCAGCCCCAAACGACAACCAUCAGUAUCACAGGAGGGGCUUUUGGAAGACCAGCUUAGAAGAAAGUUAAAAUUCUUCUUCAUGAACCCGUGUGAGAAAUUCUGGGCCCGAGGCAGGAAACCGUGGAAACUUGGGAUUCAGCUACUCAAAAUAGCGAUGGUUACUGUUCAGCUGGUGGUUUUUGGAUUGAGCAAUCAAAUGGUGGUUGCCUUCAAAGAAGAGAACACUGUUGCAUUCAAACAUCUCUUCUUGAAAGGAUACAUGGACAGAAUGGAUGAUACCUAUGCUGUGUACACACAAACAGAUGUCUAUGACCAGAUAUUCUUUGCAAUAAACCAGUACUUACAGCUGCCCAACAUCUCUGUUGGAAACCAUGCUUAUGAGAAGAGAGGAGCAGAAGAGACAGCUCUGGCUGUGUGUCAGCAGUUCUACAAGCAAGGAACCAUCUGUCCUGGAAAUGACACCUUUGAUAUAGACCCAGAGAUUGUGACUGACUGCUUGUACAUUGAGCCAAUGACGCCGUUAGACCACACAACAGUGGGAAAGCACAAUUUGAAUUUCACUCUGGAUUUCCACAGACUGGUGACAGUGCAGCUCAUGUUCAAUCUGAAGGCAAUCAACCUCCAGACCGUUCGUCACCAUGAACUCCCUGACUGUUAUGAUUUCACUCUGAGGAUAGUGUUUGAUAAUAAAGCACAUAGUGGAAGAAUUAAAAUAAGUCUAGACAACGACAUAGCAAUCAGGGAAUGUAGAGACUGGCAUGUUUCUGGAUCAAUACAGAAGAACACUCAUUACAUGAUGAUCUUUGAUGCUUUUGUUAUAUUGACUUGUCUGGCCUCAUUGAUCCUUUGCACACGAUCAGUGGUUAAAGGAAUUCGGCUCCAAAGGGAAUUUGUAAGCUUUUUCCUAUAUUAUUAUAAGAAAGAAGUAUCUUUCAGUGAUCAAAUGGAAUUUGUCAAUGGAUGGUACAUCCUGAUUGUGGUUAGCGAUGUCUUAACUAUUGUUGGAUCAACUCUAAAGAUGGAGAUACAAGCCAAGAGUCUGACAAGUUAUGAUGUCUGUAGCAUACUCCUAGGAACAUCCACUCUGCUUGUGUGGCUUGGAGUCAUUCGCUACCUAGGUUUCUUUCAGAAGUAUAAUAUUCUCAUCCUAACACUGCGAGCAGCAUUACCCAAUGUAAUGAGGUUCUGCUGUUGCGCUGCUAUGAUCUACCUGGGCUAUUGUUUCUGUGGAUGGAUUGUACUGGGACCAUACCAUGUGAAGUUUCGCUCUCUGAACAUGGUUUCCGAAUGCCUUUUUUCAUUGAUCAACGGAGAUGACAUGUUUGCCACCUUUGCAAAAAUGCAGCAGAAAAGUUAUUUGGUUUGGUUAUUCAGUAGGAUCUACCUUUACUCCUUCAUCAGUCUGUUCACCUAUAUGGUGCUGAGUCUCUUCAUUGCACUUAUUACAGAUACGUAUGAAACUGUCAAGCACUACCAGCAAGAUGGCUUCCCAGAGACAGAACUUCAGAGAUUUAUAUCACAGUGCAAAGACUUACCAAACUCUGGCAGGUACAGGUUAGAGGAGGAGAGUUCUGCAUCUCUCUUCUGUUGUUGUAACGGUUGUAGUGAACAUAUUUAAUGGAUUGUGGGAG
This is a messenger RNA of Cariama cristata (Red-legged seriema), 1690 nucleotides long. It is a transcript of the gene MCOLN3, whose product is annotated as mucolipin 3. Gene Ontology annotation, molecular function: NAADP-sensitive calcium-release channel activity. Bases 1 to 1677 code for a protein of 558 amino acids. The record is from RefSeq and is a predicted model, not a curated record. Gene Ontology annotation, cellular component: lysosomal membrane; plasma membrane. Lineage: Eukaryota; Metazoa; Chordata; Aves; Cariamiformes; Cariamidae. The transcript is spliced from 13 exons.